Molecule: messenger RNA, 2444 nt
Organism: Oncorhynchus keta (chum salmon)
Lineage: Eukaryota; Metazoa; Chordata; Actinopteri; Salmoniformes; Salmonidae
Product: reelin domain-containing protein 1-like
Molecular function (GO): oxidoreductase activity, acting on metal ions
Source: RefSeq, a predicted model, not a curated record
CGAUGUCCAUCUCUCUGUUGUUGCCUCUGUGGGUGGCCAUGUCCUUCUCCUUGACUCGUCCCACAUUGGGGUUCUCCCGUGGCGCUAGCCCCGCCUCCUGCUUGGAAAUGAGUCCCGGUCACAUCCGCGCUCAGCCCCAGGAUCGUCAUCACAGCCACAUCACGCUGUAUACAUCUGCCUCCAUGUACCUGCCAGGGGACACAGUGACAGUGACGGCACGGAGUACCCGAGACUUCAUGGGGUUCCUUCUACAGGCUUAUAGUGUCGGGGACGGGGGCAGGGUGGCGGGCACAUGGACUGUAACCCCUCCCGAACACACACCCAGCGUUGCCUCGGCGAUAGACUCCCUCACGCACUCUGACAAACAGCUGAAGAGAAAUCUGUCAUUUGUCUGGAGGGCCCCAGAUACAUCUCUAGGAGAUAUACGUUUCUACAUCACGGUGGUCCAGUCAUAUUUUGUGUACUGGGCACGGAUCGAGUCUGCAGUGCUGCAUGAUAGUAGUGGUGGUUUCCCGGGCUGGGGGAAUGCCACUGUGGUGGAUAGAGGAAGCUCCCUCUCAGAACUACAGGAAGAGGUCACCACACUCACCAACUCUGCUGCCACAACCAUAACCCCUGACCUGUCCCCCAGCCCUGAACCUCUCUCCCUGUCACUGGGUGACGAGACGGAUAGAGGGAGGAAGGAUGAAGAGAUGCAGGUUGGAGGGAUGACAGAGGAGGGGAUGACAGAUAAAGAGAUGACAAUUGGAGGGAUGGAAGGUACAUGGCUGAAGCUUCCAGAAACGACCCUGGGCCUGACAUCCAGCCCCCAGACCCAGUACCUACCUAACCCAGAGUCUCUGACCAGCCCCCAGACCCAGUACCUACCUAACCCAGAAUCUCUGACCAGCCCCCAGACCCAGUACCUACCUAAACCAGAGCCUCUGACCCAGCCUCUAACCAACCCUCAGCCCAGUACAGAACCUCUGACCCAGCCUAUAACCAACCUUCAGCCCAGUACAGAACCUCUGACCCAGCCUCUAACCAACCCUCAGCCCAGUACGGAACCUCUGACCCAGCCUCUAACCAAUCCUCAGCCCAGCACUGAUCCUCUGACCCAGCCUCUAACCAACCCUCAGCCCAGUACAGAACCUCUGACCCAGCCUCUAACCAACUCUCAGCCCAGUACAGAACCUCUGACCCAGCCUCUAACCAACCCUCAGCCCAGUACAGAACCUCUGGCCCAGCCUCUAACCAACCCUCAGCCCAGUACUGAAACUCUGACCCAGCCUCUAACCAACUCUCAGCCCAGUACAGAACCUCUGACCCAGCUUCUAACCGCCCACCCCACGUCAAGUCCCCAGCGUAAAGGAGGUUCAAUCUCCCAAAACCGCUCAAUAGGUCCCCACCCCAACACCAACCCCAACACCAAGACCCGACCUGGAGCUCCAGGAGAUGGGAAGAUCCCAGACAUCGUGGCCAGCCAGAAUGCCUGGGAGCUGGGUAUUCUUCGGCUGUGCAUCCGGCUGGGAAUGAUUCUAGCUAUAGGCUUCAGAUACCUGUAUAGUCAGUACUGUAACAAACGCACCGGGGUGACCCUCAAUGACCGCGAACGUGACUACGACCGCAACAGCAACCAUGGGGGGUUGAUCCACAUUCAGGACUGUACUGAUCUGGUGAGAAUCAGGAGAAUCAGGGAGAACAGCUUUGUACUGCUGGCAGAGUAUAACCUACUGACGCCAACUGGGAACUGACACAGACAGAGAGAGGGACACAGACUGAUUACUGACAUCACCUGGGAACUGAGACAGACUGACACAGACAGAGAGAGACAGACAGACAGACAGACAGACAGACAGACAGACAGACAGACAGACAGACAGACAGACAGACAGACAGACAGACAGACAGACAGACAGACAGACAGACAGACAGACAGACAGACAGACAGACAGACAGACAGACAGACAGACAGACAGACAGACAGAACACUGACACCACCAGGAACUUACUAGGGGAGAGAGACUAGUUUAACACUUAUUUUACCAGGAGAGAGAGAGAGACUAGUUUACCAUUUAUUUUACCAGGAGAGAGAGAGAGACUAGUUUACCAUUUAUUUUACCAGGAGAGAGAAAGAGACCAGUUUAACACUUAUUUUACCAGGAGAGAGAGACUAGUUUACCAUUUAUUUUACCAGGAGAGAGAGAGACUAGUUUAACACUUAUUUUACCAGGGGAGAGAGAGAGACUAGUUUACCAUUUAUUUUACCAGGAUAGAGAGAGAGACCAGUUUACCAUUUAUUUUACCAGGAGAGAGAGAGACUAGUUUAACACUUAUUUUACCAGGAGAGAGAGAGACCAGUUUAACACUUAUUUUACCAGGAGAGAGAGAGAGACUAGUUUACUAUUUAUUUUACCAGGAGAGAGAGAGACCAGUUUAACAUUUAUUUUACCAGGAGAGAGAGA